This is a messenger RNA of Lasiodiplodia theobromae, 3756 nucleotides long. RefSeq names its product Set domain-containing protein. The transcript is spliced from 8 exons. Bases 1 to 3756 code for a protein of 1251 amino acids. Gene Ontology annotation, molecular function: protein binding; histone methyltransferase activity. The record is from RefSeq and is a predicted model, not a curated record. Gene Ontology annotation, biological process: chromatin remodeling. NCBI's taxonomy places the organism in Eukaryota, Fungi, Ascomycota, Dothideomycetes, Botryosphaeriales, Botryosphaeriaceae.
AUGGCUACGUCGGCGGUCAUCGACUUGGUAUCCGAUGAUGACGAUGACAACGCUGUUGAUCUGGGCCCUACACGAGAUGGCGCGCAAGUGCGGCGCCCAGCGCUGAACCGAACGAUCGUGCCUGAUACUCUGCAGCCUAGGCGUCGUUCCGGAUUCUCCAGCGCGUUAGCUAUCGCAACAAUUGACCUGACGCUCGAAGACGAUGCAGCUGCAGGUGUGGCUGAACGGCCCGGUUCGGCAGGUGAGGGCGAUUUGGCGCCGGCCAAUGAAGCGCGGCCUGACUCGCGAUCGCGGAAUCAAAACACCAGCCCGCGAACUCCAAGAACGACGGCUGAAGGAAGCAGCAAGCCCCGUGCUUCAGUCUCAGGUGACACUGGCGUUGCGCCCAAGCUUACUCGCGUAUCGGCUAAAACUCCGCCAGCAGCGCUAAACUCGGAGAGUCCGCCCAUGUUUCCAGGAAGAUUCGCACAUCUCCCAGGAAACCCGUCCGGAGAGCGACACUCGGGUGCCUCCGCUUCCAGCACCCGCCCACCACCGCUCAAUGAUGGCUCAACACCUGCGCAGGCGCACGUAAUUAGCGAUGAUGAAGAUGGCGACAACGGCGAUGAUGACGACCUACUAAUAGACGAGGAAAAAUCGACACCAGCGACCGCCAGCAGGGACACGCUUUCAUCUGGACGCUCGACAGAGCACGUGAGGCCGACGACACCGCCGACACCUCCGUCGGAACGUGAAACUAGCCCGAUCAAGCGCCUCUCGCCUAUAGCCGCAGAGGUCGCCGAGAGAGUCAAGCAAGAUUGGGGAGUGUAUCCAUGGGAAAUAGCGACGGCACUGAACCCGCCUCAAUUCGACGCCACCCUCGUGUGCGACUUCUGUGACCUUGCUCGUGACGGUUGCUCGCUGGAAAGAGCAAAGCAGCUGGUCGAAGAUCAGGUCAAAAACAGGUUUGCAAAGUUGGAUGGUGGUCCGGGAUACAUUAUCACGGACGAUAUCAAGGAGGCCAGGAAAAUAUUCAACAAUCUUAAAAAGUUCUACUCUACUGGGCAGAGAUCUCGCCCUCAAAGCCACCGAUCGAGCAAUACCAUCUCCUCAUUGCUGUCACCGCAGCCUCAGCCACGUCCCCACUUGCCUUCGAUACCUUCGCGGCUCAAUCACCGACGAAAAGUGCAUACCGACCCGCUCGACUCUCUUCCACGCGAUCUGCGACCUCUUUUCUCUGAUAACCCUAAGCCUUCUGAGGAGGAACAACGUGGAUCAUCACCUGAAACUGUUGUUCGCCCAGAGACGGACGGAGCGCGGGAUCGUGGCAACGAGACCCUCUCUAACUCUAUCCAACCAGAAGAGCUGCAUCCCGAACCUCAAGACGAUAAUCCUUUGGAAGCACUUGACAGCGCCCCAAAAGAUCCGCUCCCAAUUAUGUCCACUGAGGCCAAGCCUACAGAACACGCUGAUAUCACUCAACCCGCGCUUCCGGUAACACUUCUAGACAUGGGCAGCACGGAGUCGCCAAAAUCCAACUCCUGCAAGGUUCCUCCGCGUGACAUUCCCACGUCGGAGUCAUUCCAGGACCUUCAAGACACAAGCGGGUGGUCGAUUGAAAGCAUGCGGGAUUUGUUGAAUAAGCGCGUGAAGGAAAUUGAAGAGGACCGCGAAUACUUUACUAAGUUCCGGUUGGGUCGAGCUCGCAGAAUCCACCAUUUCCCGGAACCCGACACGACUGCGGAAUCCUCCAACGACUUUAUUUCAGGGCCGAGCAUCGUGCCAGCUAAGUUCGCGCAACAGGAAUUUCCUUGGCCAAACGCGACGGCUAUUCAGACUCGUGGAGCAGUGAAGACCGGAGAGAGCAAACCGAGGAACCAGAAAACCCAAGAGGUUUUCUCACAUGGCAGCAGCAAAGGAAUUAGGUCGAUUAUCAGCAAUCCCGUCGAUUUCUACGCGGUCAAUACGGUCCCCGUCCCGCCAUACACCAAUUAUGUCAGCCUGAAACAAAACGUUCUCGCUGAGAACCAUAGAACACUCAUGGUAUACCCUUACUUCGACGACAACCAAGACGAAGAUCUCGCCAAGAAGUCGCUGUGGGAUGAGCUGCAGAGUCGCUAUAAUAUUGUUGCGGAUGAACUCAGGCGACGCAGGUUACUUCAAGCUGAACAAGCCUGGCAACUUCGCUCUUACGCUGAAAAAAUCAUUGAAGAAUUACCCAUGGAAAUGAGUGAUAUCUUGGCGUACUUUCUGCUACCGUCGGAUGCGCUGAUACACAACUUGCAAAUGGAGAUGUCACUUAAGCAAACCCACUGCUUAGAAAACAAACGACCACUUUCUUGCAUGGAGGAAUUCAACCGGGACAAGAAAAAAUGGAGGGCGGUGCUCGAAAAUCUCCCACCUACAACAGUACGCGGACUCGCUAUCGCUUCUAUCUUCUGCCCCACAUGGCUCGAGAUUCUCAAAUUCAGCUUCUGGCACAUUGCAAGAAGGUCCUCUUUGGCUCAGCCACCGCCACUUGGAAACCGCCCUCAACCUGGCGAUACCAAUGGUUCUUCCGAUUUUGCCUACAGAACACUCGCAUGCCGCGUCUGCCACCUGCACAACUGUCCUUUUCACGGUGCAAUCUUAGAACAACCAGAACCGAGCGACCAUUCUGAGAGCGAGGACUCGGAUACUGCUCAUGACAGCUCUGACGACGACGAACGAUCACCCAGUGAUUCCAAGCCAAACAGUUUACGAAGAUUGUCGAUUUCGUCCGAGGCUUCCCUCGUCAACUUUAAGAAGCACGUCAAGGCUCAGCCUCGAGAACAUCCCGAUGAUGAUGGAAUAAUCUAUGGACUUGCGUGCUUCAAAAACAACAAGUGUGAAUGCUGGGCGUUGAACAGGGAGUGCGAUCCUGAUCUCUGCGCGAGCUGUGGAGCUGCCGAGGUUCUUGAUCCAAUCAAUAGGUACAACGAUGCUCUCUAUCGUCAGAAGUGUGGCAAUGUAAAUAUCCAGCGCAACGUGCCCAAGCGCACCCUCCUGGGCCAAUCGGAGGUUCAAGGUUUCGGAUUGUACGCCGGAGAAAGGCUCAAGGCGGGCGAGUACAUUGGAGAAUACAAAGGCGAGAUUGUCACAAAGGAAGAAGCCCAAGAGGUCGACAGUACGAGAGCGGGCAACAAGCUCCGCUUCAUCAACAACUCGGCAAAGGCGCCCAACUGCGAACCUCGAGUGAUGCUCUGCAACACGGUCGUCCGCAUCGGCCUGUUCGCGAACAAGGACAUGGCGCCGGGAGAGGAGAUGUUCUUCAACUACAACUACCCCGAGGAGGUCACGAAGCAUUUCUGGGAGAAGGGCCAGACGCAAUCGGGCGGCACCGCCUUCGCCGUCAAGACCAAGAAGGGCGGCGGCGGCAAGCAGAAGGGCAAGGCCGCAAACUUGUCGUCAGACAGCGAGGCCCUGGCGUCCAGGCGCCCCGGCGCGCCGCCGUCGGUCAGCGAAGCCCUGGCGAUGCAGAAGGGACUGAAGGCCAAGAAGUCGGCACCGAAGGUCAAGGCGGAGGAGAGCAGUCGGUCGCGCAUCGGAGAGACGCCGCUGAGGGGCUCGAGCACCAUCAGCCGCUACGCGUGGGCGACGACUGGGAAGCGGCCGAGGCGGACGGCGUUGGAGAAGCAGAAGACGUGGGAGGAGCUGGAGGAGGUCUUGGAGGACUUUGAUAGCUUCGGGGAGUCGGACCAGGACAGCGACAGCGCAAACGACAGGCCGAAGAAGAAGGGCAAGAAGGCGAAGGUGUAA